Mauremys reevesii (Reeves's turtle) is the source of this 533-nucleotide messenger RNA. Its product is annotated as histone H3-like centromeric protein A. Gene Ontology annotation, molecular function: DNA binding; protein heterodimerization activity; structural constituent of chromatin. The transcript has 4 exons. The annotation marks the transcript as partial. NCBI's taxonomy places the organism in Eukaryota, Metazoa, Chordata, Testudines, Geoemydidae. The record is from RefSeq and is a predicted model, not a curated record. Gene Ontology annotation, cellular component: nucleosome.
CGCGUAGAAGUGACGCGAAGGGGGCUGGAUGUCGCGGGAGGUUUGAAUCCGAGAGACUCGGAACCGCCGCUGCUGCCGCUGCCCGGGCUGCGGCGCCGGUACCGGCCCGGGCAGCGGGCGCUGCUGGAGAUCCGCAAGUUCCAGAAGAGCACGAACCUGCUGAUCAGCAAACUGCCCUUCUCCCGCGUGGUGCGGGAGAUCUGCCUGAUGUACACCCGGGGCGUGGACUUCCACUGGCAGGCCAUGGCGCUGCUGGCCCUGCAGGAGGCGGCGGAGGCGUUCCUGGUGCGGCUGCUGGAGGACUCGUAUCUCUGCUCCAUCCACGCCAAGCGCGUCACCCUCUUCCCCAAGGACAUUCAGCUGGCGCGGCGCAUCCGCGGCAUCCAGGAGGGCCUGGGCUGAGGGGCCUGGACCCCCCCUGCGGACCCCCCGGCCUGGGCUGAGGGGCCUGGACCCCCCCGCGGCCCCCCCGGGCCUGGGCUGAGGGGCCUGGACCCCCCCGCGGCCCCCCCGGGCCUGGGCUGAGGGUCCUG